Mercurialis annua (annual mercury) is the source of this 1340-nucleotide messenger RNA. RefSeq lists its product as uncharacterized. NCBI's taxonomy places the organism in Eukaryota, Viridiplantae, Streptophyta, Magnoliopsida, Malpighiales, Euphorbiaceae. The record is from RefSeq and is a predicted model, not a curated record. The transcript has 7 exons. Bases 62 to 1237 code for a protein of 391 amino acids.
GGAAGAAUUUGGUAGCCGUUAAGAGUAGUUAUCUUAUCUAAAACACUAAGCAGGGCAAGCAAUGCUCAAAAUUUUGACCAAGCACACAAAACCAAUCUCUUCUUCAAUGGAGACUCUGAUAAAAUCAACAUUCCCCAUCUUUUCCGGCUUUCUAAAUAUUGCCACACCUAAACACAUCAAACCCUCCAACGUUUCAAUAAAAGCCCCCCCACCAGACUUCGAUUUCAGAUCGGAGAUAUUGCAAGCAUCCAGAGCCACAAUCGCCAAAAUCCACCCUGAAUUGCUUCACUUGGCCGAUACGGGCAGUUUAAUUCUGAUCGAAAGGCCACUGUUUGGCCCCGUACCGGCCUGGAGGACGGAGUUUGUUGAACCAGAGGCAAUAUGGCUGGUCGGCACCACUCAUAUUUCAAGUGAAUCCGCUGCUGAAGUGGAGCGAGUUGUGCGGACUGUCAAGCCUGACAAUGUAGUCGUUGAGCUAUGUAGAAGCAGAGCUGGGAUAAUGUACACUUGCAAUGAAGAUGGUGAGGAUAACCAACAAUUAAGAUCAAGCAUGUUUUCUUUGAGUGGGAAUGGAUUUUUUGGUGCCAUCGGUCGCAGCAUAAACUUGGGGGGACAAACUGCUCUAGCCUUACGACUCCUUUUAGCAGUUUUCUCAUCCAAACUGUCUUCUGAUGUCAAUCGCCCUUUUGGGGAUGAGUUUCGAGCUGCUCGAAAAGUGUCUGAAGAAAUUGGUGCUCAAAUAGUCUUAGGGGAUCGGCCCAUCGAAAUAACGCUUGAAAGAGCCUGGAUUGCACUGAAAUGGAAUGAGAAGCUCAAUUUACUGACCUCGGUUGUUGGUGGAAUCACUUCAUCAUCUGAUACAUCAAAGAAAGACUUCAAGGCAUCAGGCAGCGAUGAUGGGACUUUUCAACUCUAUGAGAAGCUCAGCGUUUCAUAUCCAGCACUACUGCAGCCUCUUAUACACGAACGAGAUACUUACCUGGCGUGGUCUCUGAAACGGAGCAAAGCAGUGAACAAAAGCAAGAGAGUGGUGGGGGUUAUAGGGAAGGGGCACAUGAAUGGCGUAAUAUAUGCACUGGUUUCAGAUUCCGGGGACCUGAGGUUUCGAGACCUGGUUGGAAACAGACCAUCGUCUGGAAAUAGAAUUGUUAAUGGUCUUCUUCAAAGCUUACUCAGAGACACUGUAAUUGGUGUUGUCUUGUGGGUAUUAUAUCAACAGAUCACAGCUGCUUUAUAGUACACAACAAAAUUCCAAAUUUACUCUCUCUAUGCAAAUUGCACUUUCAAAAUUUUAAUAUCAAAUAUUUAUUUUAAAUAUCAAAUAUUUGUUUAAUUUAUAA